AUGGCAUUUCCAAACCCUAAAAAUAAAUAUUUCUGGGGAGGGGUGGAGUAUGCCCCUAUCUUCCCAGUAUUUCUUGCCACAAAGGCCAAUCCAUGGAGUGGAGAAGGAUUGAAGUAUGACAGAGUAUUGGAACAGUUAAAUAUAUCUCUUAAAAGAUUAAAGAGAGACUCUGUGGACCUAUUCUACCUCCAUGCUCCAGAUCACAAUACACCCAUUGAGGAAACACUUAAAGCUGUUAAUCACCUCUAUAAAGAGGGGAAAUUUAAGUACUUUGGUAUCUCCAAUUAUGCUUCAUGGGAAGUGACCGAAAUUUAUUACUUAUGCAAGAUGAAUAACUAUCCAUUACCAACUGUUUACCAAGGAAUGUACAAUCCUGUCACAAGGUUUACUGCGGUUUCAGAUGCUGUAAUCCUUGGGGCGUCUUCUGUCAAGCACUUGGAGGAGAGCAUCAAGAGUACGAAACACGGGCCCUUACAUGAAGAUGUGGUCAAAGUAUUUGACGAAGCCUGGGGCGAAAUGAAAGGCGACUGUGUUAACUAUUUCCGCUGAACUGACCUCGUGAUAACUGAAGGCUCUUCAGACGUUAGAUUUCGUGAAAAACUCUAGGAAACGAAGACCGCUAAAAAAAGGUUUAUGUAGACAAAUAGGGCGCGAAAAUUAUGAAAGCACUUAGGUAUGGUUACCAAAAACUCAGUAAACUAAAUGAGGAAGAAAGAUCCUCAAAAAUCUUGCAGACUUUGUAAAAGAAAUUAUACGUUCAGUUCUACUGACUUAUGACAGUGCAUAUUUGAGGGUUUCCAGCUGUUUAUUUUUUUCUCUUUUUCCAGUCAUGUUCGCUAAUUUUCUGAUUUAACAUAUAUGGUUAUGGAAAAUCUGCUGAUUAGUCCGCACAAUCUGUGACCGGCUAUACAAACUGACGAGAGAUUCUCAAACAAAAAACACGAAAACGAUCCUGCGUAAUUCAGACUGUUAAUCCAGCAUAUUUUGGUUCCAGAAGAAGAAAACGCCUUUUGCGACCAAUACAUGUAUUCCCAGGCUCAAACGGGAAAACGUAAAGCACUAAAUGCCAAACGUGACUAACUGGACUAACUGACGUUGAUCUGCAUAUCCGGUAGAAGGAUGUCACGUUUUGCUAUCUUUGACCCACUUAAGUCACUGAUUAGUAAUUUCAGUGCGUAUGUUGCUUGUAUUAGCCUGAAAUGUCUUUUUUUUUCCUGGUCCCCUCUGCUCAGGCUGUUGGAAUACCGAUAUGGAAUUUUCCCAGUUCAUUAAAAUGAUUAUUUUAUAAAAUACACUUUGUAAAUUGUUAAGGUGUAAUCGGAUGACAUAGAUUGAUAUUCCCAAAUUUUGAAAUGUAGGAUAUAUUUUUAGUUCUUUAUAAGUGCAUGUAAAUGUACCAUUUUUGUGUUAGCAAUAAACGUUUAUAUAAAAAUA
Molecule: messenger RNA, 1434 nt
Organism: Orbicella faveolata
Lineage: Eukaryota; Metazoa; Cnidaria; Anthozoa; Scleractinia; Merulinidae
Product: aflatoxin B1 aldehyde reductase member 2-like
Source: RefSeq, a predicted model, not a curated record